GCUGGGGUCAGAGGUCAGGGUUCGGGUCGUGGGGCGGAGGAUAGAGCGGACGGGCGGGAGACGCCGGCGCCAGACGCGGAGGAAAAGGAGCUGCGACUUGACUAGCCUGCCCAGAGGCCGCCGAGCCGCGACGCCUGAGCCAGUGGAGCCGCCGUCGCCGCGCCCCCAUGGCGGCCGCCAAGGACAGUCAUGAGGACCAUGAUACCUCUACAGAGAAUGCAGACGAAUCCAACCAUGACCCCCAGUUCGAGCCAAUAGUUUCUCUUCCUGAGCAAGAAAUUAAAACACUGGAGGAAGAUGAAGAGGAGCUCUUUAAGAUGAGAGCAAAGCUAUUCCGGUUUGCUUCAGAGAAUGACCUUCCAGAAUGGAAGGAGCGAGGCACCGGUGAUGUCAAGCUCCUGAAGCAUAAGGAGAAAGGGACCAUCCGCCUUCUCAUGAGGAGGGAUAAGACUCUGAAGAUAUGCGCCAACCACUAUAUCACACCGAUGAUGGAGCUGAAACCGAAUGCUGGUAGUGACCGAGCCUGGGUCUGGAAUACCCACGCCGACUUUGCUGAUGAGUGCCCCAAGCCUGAGCUGCUCGCCAUCCGCUUCCUAAACGCUGAGAAUGCACAAAAGUUCAAAACAAAGUUUGAAGAAUGCAGGAAAGAGAUUGAAGAGAGAGAAAAGAAAGGACCAGGCAAAAAUGACAACGCCGAAAAGGUGGCUGAGAAGCUGGAAGCCCUUUCUGUGAAGGAGGCCAGAGAUGAGGCUGAAGAGAAAUCUGAGGAGAAGCAAUGAAUCACUCUCUGUCCUUUUCCUUUCUUUUUCUUUUUAAAAAUUUCCCCACCCUUUAAGGUUUUUAUUCUGUUUUGUUUUUACAAGGGACUUUAUAAAGAACUGAAUUCCAACCUUCAGGUUUUUUUUUUUUCUCUCCCUAAGUUUUGACACCAUUGAACAUGACUUCAGAAAUCCAUUCCCCAGUCAUGAAAAUGUACUGUGCUAACUUUCUUUUCCAUAGUGGAAACACUUAUUUAUAGUCAUCAAAAAUAGUGAAUAAAAAAUGCCUUUGAAAACCUGGA
Mesocricetus auratus (golden hamster) is the source of this 1060-nucleotide messenger RNA. It is a transcript of the gene Ranbp1, whose product is annotated as RAN binding protein 1. Bases 168 to 779 code for a protein of 203 amino acids. Gene Ontology annotation, biological process: nucleocytoplasmic transport; positive regulation of mitotic centrosome separation. Gene Ontology annotation, molecular function: GTPase activator activity. The transcript is spliced from 6 exons. Gene Ontology annotation, cellular component: centrosome; cytoplasm; nuclear pore. NCBI's taxonomy places the organism in Eukaryota, Metazoa, Chordata, Mammalia, Rodentia, Cricetidae. The record is from RefSeq and is a predicted model, not a curated record.